Messenger RNA from Diaporthe amygdali, 750 nucleotides. RefSeq lists its product as uncharacterized. Lineage: Eukaryota; Fungi; Ascomycota; Sordariomycetes; Diaporthales; Diaporthaceae. The record is from RefSeq and is a predicted model, not a curated record. Gene Ontology annotation, molecular function: hydrolase activity. Bases 1 to 750 code for a protein of 249 amino acids. The transcript is spliced from 4 exons.
AUGGCCGAGAAAGUUGUCGAACAAGCUUACCUAGCCAAGCCUCCGGGCGAGUGCUGCAUCACAGGGAACCUGCACGAUGGCGAGCCGCGUGGAGCGCUUGAGACUGUCGAGGAGAUAGAAACUUAUGUGGUCUACCCACGUGAAGGGAAGUCGAAUGGCAACAUAGUUCUUUACUUUCCCGACGUCUGGGGCCUGUUCAAGAAUGGCCUUCUCGUCAUGGAUGGCUUCGCAAAUGCCGGGUAUCUGACCAUCGGGCUGGAUUAUUUCAGCGGCGAUCCAGUCUGGAAGCACCGCAAGGAUCGACACGACACGACCACCGAUCCGAGUUUCGACUACGAGGCCUGGAAACAAAAGCAUCAGAAGUUCGCUGCUGAGGCCGUGCCAAGAUGGGUGGAUGCAGUCAAGGCCAAAUACGGGACGUCUGGGACGAGAUACGCAUGCGUCGGAUAUUGCUUUGGCGCGCCUUACGUCUGUGACCAACUUUCUGAUAAUGGAAUCUGCAUCGCCGGAGCCUUUGCCCAUCCAGCCUUUCUCAAGGAGGACCACUUUAGAAAUCUGAAGGCGGUCGACAUUCUGAUCGAAGACAAGAGACAAUAUCACGUGCAGCUUUUCUCAGGAGUUGAGCAUGGCUUCGCCUUGCGGGGAAACCAAAAUGACCCAUAUGAGCGUUGGGUAAAGGAACAGAGUCUUCGGGGCAUCGUGGAUUGGUUUGACUAUUGGCUCGCUCUUGAGUCGUUUUCCAAGAAAUAG